Molecule: messenger RNA, 390 nt
Organism: Capsicum annuum
Lineage: Eukaryota; Viridiplantae; Streptophyta; Magnoliopsida; Solanales; Solanaceae
Exons: 2
Coding region: 1-390 (129 amino acids)
Source: RefSeq, a predicted model, not a curated record
AUGGCUAAAGCAUACAAACAGUCUGAUUUUAACAACUUGAUGGAAAUAGUUCAAAAUGUAGAUGUGAGAGUUAAUGAAUAUUUGGAGUUGGAAGGAUAUGACAAGUGGUCAAGGGUGUAUGUGCCUGUUUACAGAGGAUGGACAAUGAUAUUAAAUAUUGCGGAGUCUAUUAAUUCAGCACUGAUAAGAGUAAGAGAGAAGUCAAUUUAUAAUUUUCUUGAAGAAGUGAGAAAGAUGUUUGAGCGAUGGAAUUGCACUAAUAGGCAAAAAUCUUCCUUCACAUCCAUAACACUUGACAUGAAAUUUCAGGAGAUUCUUACAAUAAAUAAUACCCUAUCAGCAUGGAUGACGGUAAUAAAUGUAUUGGCAAAUGUACUUGCAGUAGAAUGA